Messenger RNA from Oikopleura dioica, 804 nucleotides. The record is from the annotation of a GenBank genome assembly. NCBI's taxonomy places the organism in Eukaryota, Metazoa, Chordata, Appendicularia, Copelata, Oikopleuridae.
AUGAGAAAUUUCAUGGAGAAACAAGAUAGACGAGUUGUUUUAAAUUAUCAAAAUGACAAGCAGUCAAUCCGCAUGGAAGCAGAGAACAAGGAGGAUCUAGUCGAAGAGGAGCGCGUAAAGAUGCUCAAACUAAAUGAAAUAUUGGAAGAGGAUUUUCGGCGACUCCAGGAGGCCAAGGGACUGGACUUUGAAGCACAAGAGAUGACUGAGGAAGAGAAAGAUAUUCUUUGGCGAAAGAAUAACCAGCUGAUGAAAGUAAGCAAGAAAGAUUUUACUGAAAGAGAGCUUGAUAUUAUCCAACAAAGAAUCAAAAAAGUCAGUUUUGAUGAGCUUGAGGAGGUCACAACACAGAAAAAACUCGAGGCUGAAAUUAAAAAGGUCAAGGCUAGUACAAGUCUUCUCAAAGAAAAAUACGAUGUUCUACCGCAAAUAAUCGAGAAGUCAGAUUCUGACGCAGAUGACGAUGCGCUUGAAAAAGCUAAGUAUGAUAUCAUUGCGAAAAAUGCAAUUAUUGCGGCGAAGAAUGAGGUUAAAAUGGAUCAACUUAUGCAGGAGCAGAAACUGAACCAACAAGAAGAAAUGAUGACAAUGAAAGAGCUCCAGAUUCUCGAGUCCAAAGUGGAAAUGGAAACUAAAAUUAUCGAGUCGCUGAAAAUCAAACUUGAGGAGUAUGAUUUGAAACGAAUUUCAAUGCAGAAAACAAAAGAAGAUCUGGAAUUGACUUUGGACGAUGCAAUUGGAAUGUCGGACCCGAGCUUCAUUGCCUUGUCCUUGUCGGCAAAAGAUGGGAUUCUGGAAGGUUGA